This is a messenger RNA of Camellia sinensis, 2555 nucleotides long. RefSeq names its product subtilisin-like protease SBT3.4. Gene Ontology annotation, biological process: proteolysis. The record is from RefSeq and is a predicted model, not a curated record. Gene Ontology annotation, molecular function: serine-type endopeptidase activity. NCBI's taxonomy places the organism in Eukaryota, Viridiplantae, Streptophyta, Magnoliopsida, Ericales, Theaceae.
UUCAAAACCACACAUCAUUCACUGAUGUUGGACUUGCACUGCAAUAGAAAAACACAAAAAACCAUACUUGUGAGUGAACAAUGGAUACAAAAUCAAGUAGCUGGCGAGGGGCAAGUAAAAGCCUUUGCCUAGCCAUUUUUAGUUUCUUCUUCGUAUUUCAAAACUAUCCAAAUACCUCGGUAAUGUUUGUUCAGGCCACAAGUAAUGUGCACAUUGUGUAUAUGGGAGAGAGGCAGUAUGAGGAUCCAGCAAGUGUCAGGAAAUUGCACCACAAAAUGCUUUCAACUCUGCUUGGAAGCAAAGAAGCUGCCAGGAGUUCAAUUCUUUACAGCUACAAGCAUGGAUUUUCGGGGUUUGCAGCGAGGCUAACAAAAUCCCAAGCAGAAAAGAUUGCAGAGUUCCCAGGAGUUGUCCAAGUGUUUCCAAAUGGCAUCCAAAAGUUCCAUACAACUCGAAGCUGGGAUUUUCUUGGACUCCAUCAUUAUUCUCGAAAAAAAAAUUUAACAACAGAGGGCAAUAUGGGGGAUGGAACAAUCAUUGGCGUCAUAGAUUCAGGAAUCUGGCCAGAGUCUGAAAGUUUCAAUGAUGAAGGCAUGGGUCCAAUUCCACCACAUUGGAAAGGAACUUGCCAGCACGGAGAGCACUUCAACCACAGCAAUUGCAAUAAAAAAUUGAUUGGAGCUCGCUGGUUCAUUGAGGGACUCAGGGACCAAAUGAAGAUCCCAAUAAACACAACUAAUAACAUUGAAUUUCUCUCGCCACGGGAUAGAAUUGGUCAUGGCACUCAUACUGCCUCCACAGCAGCUGGUGGUUUUGUGGAGAAAGCAAACUAUAAAGGACUAGCUUGGGGUGUAGCUAGAGGUGGUGCACCUCGUGCUCACUUAGCAAUUUACAAAGCUUGUUGGGCCAUUGGUACAGGACGAUGCACGGACGCUGAUAUAUUAAAAGCAUUUGACAAAGCCAUAGAAGAUGGAGUGGACAUCCUAUCUGUGUCACUUGGCAUUGAGAUUCCAUUAUUUUCUUACGUUGAUCGGCGUGAUUCAAUUGCUAUUGGUUCUUUCCAUGCGACCACAAAGGGCAUUACUGUAGUAUCUUCAGGAGGAAAUGAUGGACCCUUCUCACAAACAAUUGUCAACACUGCUCCCUGGCUCAUCACUGUGGCAGCAACCACCAUUGACAGGGACUUCCCAACAGCCAUUACAUUUGGAAACAACCACACUCUUAUGGGUCAAUCUCAUAGUACUGGUAAACACAAACACAGAUUCACUGGCCUUGUUUACUCUGAACGCAUAGCAUCAGACUCGACAGAUGAUUCGGCCAAGGGUUGUCAUCUUGGGAGUCUCAACACAACAUUAGCAGCUGGAAAAUUUGUGCUGUGUUUCUCACUACCAAACCAACAGAAUAUGGUUUCUGCAUCGAGGGCUGUGAAAAAUGCAGGAGGGAUCGGACUGAUAUAUGCACAGUUUGAUGAUAACCUGCUUGACUCGUGUGAUGUAAUCCCUUGUAUUAGAGUAGAUUAUGAAGCAGGGACACAGAUUCUAACCUACAUCAGAAAAGCACGGAAUCCUACUGUGAAGCUUAGUUUCCCGAGGACUGUGAUAGGGGAAACUAUGUCUCCUCGUGUUGCAUAUUUCUCUUCCAGAGGACCCAGUUCCAUGAGCCCAGCUGUACUAAAGCCGGACGUAGCUGCACCAGGAGUGAGCAUUUUAGCUGCAUACCCACCAAUGGGUACAAAGCAUGGAAGUGGCUAUGCAUUCCUAUCAGGAACUUCAAUGGCUUGUCCUCAUGUCACUGGAAUAGUAGCUCUCAUCAAAUCUGCACACCCAGAUUGGUCUCCUGCAGCCAUACGAUCAGCCCUCGUCACUACUGCAUCACAAAAGGGUACAGAUGGAAUGGACAUAACCGAGAUGGGGCCAACGCUCAAGAAGGCUGAUCCAUUCGACAUUGGUGGUGGGCAUGUCAAUCCCAACAGAGCAAUAAAUCCAGGACUUAUUUACAAUAUUAGCAAACAAGACUACAUUCAAUUUAUGUGUGCCAUGGGUUACAGCAACAUAUCCAUUAGCAGAUUAACCAAAACAACAACCAACUGCAUGAAAAGCAACCACUUCUUACUUAACCUCAACCUGCCUUCUAUCACCAUUCCCAACUUGAAGAGGACAGUAACAGUCUUGAGAAUUGUGUCUAAUGUGGGAGACAUUAAUUCAGAAUAUAAAGUGCAAGUAGAAGCUCCAUAUGGUGUUCAAAUGGUAGUUGAACCUCAAAUUCUACGUUUCAAUUCAACCAUCCGAGCUCUUCCCUUCAAAGUUACCUUUUUCUCAACUCGAAAGAUGCAUGGAGAUUACAGAUUUGGAAGCUUAGUAUGGACAGAUGGCAAACACUUUGUGAAGAGUCCCAUAUCCAUACGUGCAAUCAAGUUUGAUUCAUAUGCAGAUGUAUAAACAAACAUGUAAAAAAUCAGAUUACCAUGUAAUUUCACUGCAUCAACUGUUUUGGAAGAAAAUUAUGUUGAAUAAAAAUUGCCAAGGGAGGGACCAUCACUAUCUAAUGGCUUUUUA